Molecule: messenger RNA, 2037 nt
Organism: Nematostella vectensis (starlet sea anemone)
Lineage: Eukaryota; Metazoa; Cnidaria; Anthozoa; Actiniaria; Edwardsiidae
Product: probable protein S-acyltransferase 12
Exons: 1
Coding region: 246-1193 (315 amino acids)
Molecular function (GO): palmitoyltransferase activity
Source: RefSeq, a predicted model, not a curated record
GUCGUUCUGGGUUUUCUGUGGACGGAUUCAAAGAUAAAACUAAUUAGUAAUCUACAUUAGAAAGAAUACUUUAUUAUUUUGCAAAGAAAUUGCCCCGAAUUGUGUUAUUAGGAGUUUGGAUUUCAUAGUUUCUGAGCUUUUUUAAUACUUUUUUUCACCGGACUUUAUAUAUAGGGUCCUGGGAUCAUUCGGAAGAGUAUCGACGUCAUCGCGAACACUUAUCGAUCUCCUUGCUGAUUGUCAACAUGGCGGUUGUUGCACUAAUAAUUCUGACCGUCGGCCUUUUACAAGGCUCUUUUAUUCUAAGCACAUUUCAAUCAAUGUUUCCAAAAGGAGCGAGGAAAACAAGACUACAAAAAUGUUUCAACGCCUUCCAAGUAGCUCCAGUCAUCAUUAUGGAAAUUGCAGAAAUCUGGUUAUUUUUUAUGGUGUUUUUGCCAGCUGAUAUUGAAACCCCUUGGACAUCUAUUAAAGGCUGGAUCCUUACAGCUAUUGCUCUGUACUUGUGGAUUAAUAUGGUGUUUAAUUAUAUGGCGGCAAUGCUAGUAAACCCUGGAUACCCCAAGACAAAAGACGAGCUAGAAGAUUACGGCGGAAUUGAUUUCGGUGUCCAAGUCUUCUGCUCCAAAUGUAAUCGCAUUCGAGAUAAUGGAACUCACCAUUGUUCCACAUGUGGAACUUGCGUUCUACUCAUGUCUCAUCACUGCCCCUUUACAAACAACUGCAUAGGGCUAAAUAACUUCUUAUACUUCUAUUUAUUUCAAGUAUACUGUACUUUGGGUCUUGUAUUCUCUGUAUAUUGCACCCAUAAUGCCUUUGUGGCUUGCUUUAUGUAUCCCUCUUCUGCCAGGGAGAUCUUCUACCCGAGGUACAAAGCACAGUGCGCUAACCUCGGGGACUAUCCAGUUUUAUUCAUCGUGGCUAUUCUUCUACUGAUAUUUAUGAUGGGUGUCCUGUUUUACCACUCAAUGUUACUUGUAAUAGAUGCCUCUAUGAUUGAAUUUCUAAGACUUUUCCAGAGAAGCUCAACUAUGAGGGAGUUUGUGGGAACCCUGUGGGGCAGGAUGAUUGGACGACGCAAGGUUUUUCUAAGAAGAUUGGUUUUGGACAGGAGAGGCAGAUUCUGGAAGUUCUUGGUUCCCUCAUUAAAUGAUGUGGAGGAAAUUUUUUCUUCCGAUGAAUUGCCUGUAUAGCAUGAUCCUUUGUGUCUUUCUAAACCUGAGAUUUUCUAAAAGUUAGGGUCUCGGCUGGUUUUUCAAGCAGAGAAAGUGGUCAUCAAAAUUUUAGCAAAUAUGAAUCCUUUCCUCCAGAGAGAGGAAAAACUAAAAACAAAUAUUGUUUGUAAUGUCCUAUUAAGGAAUUGGAUUGUCCUCAAAACUAAAUAUGAUCAAAUAAAAAAAAAUAAUUAUGAAUUUUUUUAUUAUUAUUUGUAUAUUGAUUAAGUUAAUGCCGUAGUAUUGUUGUGUGGUUUGUAUGUGAGAGACUUCUGUUUUCAGCCUGCUAAUUUUGUGAGCUUAAGUGAGGAUAUAAUAAAUAAAUAAAAAACAAUCAAAAUAUCAAAUUUCACGGUGGUCUGUGUCAUAAUAAGCGACAGCCACAUAUAAAACAAAGACGAAGCAAGCUGUAGAAAGCUGAAAAUAAAAAAGAAAUGAAUAAGAAAAUAUUUGUAUAAGGAUACCUGUGGCAAUGGGACAAUUCGUUUCCAGUGUCCAAAUUGGCGCCAAAUUCAAAUUAGUACUCACGUGUUCAAAAAUGGCGCCCUCUACAAAAACCUCACAAGCUACGAAAACGCCGCCAAAAGAACCGAUUUUUUUUGAGCUAGCAUACUGAUUACAGCUUUAUUCGCAACUUUAUCGACCCAAGAUAUAGUUUGUGUCAUCACUUUGAGGAGUGCUAGACCUGUCUUAGACUUAUUUUUGUGUAGAAUUUUGGAAAAAAAAUUUUGAGGAACAAACAGAGUAACAAUCGAAUCGGAAUAAAAUGUUUGAACGAUUUUCUUACCAAAAACGAACGCCCCCAAAGGUGAAUACAUCAAAA